Trichophyton benhamiae CBS 112371 is the source of this 942-nucleotide messenger RNA. RefSeq lists its product as uncharacterized. The transcript has 3 exons. NCBI's taxonomy places the organism in Eukaryota, Fungi, Ascomycota, Eurotiomycetes, Onygenales, Arthrodermataceae. The coding region runs from base 1 to 942 and encodes 313 amino acids. The record is from RefSeq and is a predicted model, not a curated record.
AUGGCUCUCAACGCUGGCUCACGGCUCAUGGCUCAUGGCUUGACGUCUCCAUCGCGGCCACAAGAGACAGAAAAGAGCAACAUCCCCGUCCAGCGGACUCGGGGCAAACAUCCCAAUCCGACCGGCGAGCAGAGAGGAGCAGCUCCAGCGCAGUGGGAAGAGAAGCUCCACCCCCCGUCGCUCGUUGCGUGCAUAUCCCAUGAAGACGACCGGCGACGACGACAACACCGACGCCGCCGCCGCCGGCCCAGGAGAAGCGAUGAGCCCUGGCGCAAGGGCGGAGACGGCGGUCCCCUGGCAGCGAAGCGAAGCUUUUUUGCAGAGGGCGUUGGAACGAACGUUGAGGAUUGCGCUCGAAGCAAAGCUCGAGACGAGACGCAAGGAACGAGGACAAGGUACCGAUGGCGACAGCGAACCGAUGGCGUUGGAGUUGGCGUUGGCGUUGGCGAUGGCGAUGGCGAUGGCGAGCCAAACGACGUCAACGGCGAGCUGGCGACUGGGCGCUGCGCUGGAGCUGGGCGAUGCAGCCGUUCGCCCGUCGCUGGCGAUGGCUCUUUUGCCCUCUCGUUGCGCUGCUGGGCUGGCUGGCGUGCCUCGUAUCGCUGCCAACAUCCUGCUCGCUGGCUCUCUUCUCGCUGUGUCUCGUCGGAGUAUCUAGUCGCUGAGUGGCGAGCUGAGCAGGUCGAGGUCAGCGACUCCCCCCGGUCUGUCUCACAUGCCGGCCGCGAUCGAUCCAGGCUGGCGGGCGAUCGGCUUCUUUUUCUUUUGCUUUUGCAUGUUGAGUUCACUGGUUACUCCCUCGCAGUUCAUGCAGCCAGACGCCACGGCCCAACCUUGGUCGACCCGGCAGCGACGGCUCGUCUCAUACAGGGAGAGUCCGGCAGCAGUGAUGAUGAUAAUGAUGAUGAUAAUGAUGAUGAUGAUGAUGACGUAUUUAUGUAA